ACUUAUAUGCUCUGUUAGAAGUGUUGACCUCUUAACGUGUACUACCUUGGACCUUCACGCGUUUCUUGACAAGUCGUAAAAGUGGGGAUCUUGCUGGUCUGUGAUUCACCACUUUAAUUAAAGGUCUUUGCUUCAUGAUCUUUGUGCUCAAGAUGAAGACAGUGGGACUAUGCGUAAUAUUGACAGGAUGUUUGAUCCUGGUCAAAGGACACAGUUAUCAUUUAGGAGCGUGUCCUGUGGUGGAACCGAUGCAGGGAUUUCAAAUGAACAAAUUUUUGGGUGUUUGGUACGUUAUCCAAAAGACAUCAACGGCCAGCAAGUGCAUUACCUAUAAUUAUACACGUGGAGAGGAGCCUGGGGAAUACGUGAUAACACAGGAUUCCGAUCAUCCUGUUAUAGGUCUUACGCCAUUGAAGCAUGAAUACCACUACACUGGGGAAUUGAGCGUCCCGGAGCCUAGUACACCAGGACGGAUGCAAGUACGCUUUCCUUUGAGUGUCGCUGGUAGCGCAUCCCACGUGGUCUUUGAAACGGAUUAUACCCACUAUGCUGCUGUCUUUUCGUGCCAAAAGUUGGCAUUCGCGCACCGACAGAGCGCUACUAUACUUUCAAGACAACGUGAUUUGGAUGCGGGAACUACUGAAAGACUACGUCAGAAAAUGAGUAACUAUGGAAUUGAUCCGUAUGAUCUGAGUAUCAUACCACAAACUGGAUGCCCAGUUGGAAAUAAUAGUUUGGAUAUCAAUAUCAAUCCUGGUACCUUUACUGCUGAGAAUUUUGGUAAUGUUGUGAGAAAGGCUGGUGAGAAAAUUGGAGAUGGCGUAGAGUGGGUUGCGCAUACCGGAAGCAAAGUGUACCACAAGCUUGCUGGAACUGAAGAGAAACCUAAGCCUGAAGGAAAUGGACGUAGGGGUGAGGUUGUCAGGGAUUCUGGAAAAAUUGAAACCAAUGAGGUCGAAUGGAUUCCGUAAAUUUAUUAAGACAAACAGGCUGCAAUUUUAAGAAUUAAAAUUCAGAUUUUUUGGGAAAUAAAUGUGAUUAUAUGUACGAUUAUGAAUAAUUUUUUUUUUAAUUCUCGAUUCGUAUUAGAUUUACAAAAUGGUCAAUAUGAUACUUCAAAAAUUAUUUUUAAACAACCGAAUUGUUAAAAUUCACGACCUUAGAUAUUUUUAUUCAAAAUGGCCUCGUGGAUGAGUUACCUGACACGUGCGAUGAUUCGUUCUCAUGAAAACGAUUCUUUCCGAAAUAAUUAUGAUGCUCUUAAAAGUUAAACUAUACCUAAGACAAACUUGUAAAUUAGAAUAAGAUAACUACUCUUAGACUAAGACAGCUUAGUAUACGUACUUUUAUUAGACAAAUUGUAUUACCUCACAUUUUUCAAAGACAAUAGUAAGAAUACGAGCUAAAAACAUCCAAUAGAUUUAAGUUGUUAAACUCAGGAGAUGAUCCACACUAAAAAAAGAUCAUCCCUCAAAGAUCCUAAGUCAUAAAUAAACGACAAGCCACUUCCAAAGAA
Molecule: messenger RNA, 1516 nt
Organism: Cephus cinctus (wheat stem sawfly)
Lineage: Eukaryota; Metazoa; Arthropoda; Insecta; Hymenoptera; Cephidae
Product: apolipoprotein D
Exons: 5
Coding region: 135-971 (278 amino acids)
Biological process (GO): tissue regeneration; lipid transport; brain development
Molecular function (GO): lipid binding
Source: RefSeq, a predicted model, not a curated record